GAUACCUAGAGGAGAUGCAAGUCGCUGCUGAAGAUUCGCAACAACAAGCAAGUGCUUUAGCGCACCUCCCCCUCCCACUGCGCUCGCUCAGAAGAAAACCAAUGUUUCUCUUUAGCCUGAGAUACACAGUGAUGUGAAUAUCUGUGUGCUGUUGGACAGAGCUCUGAGACUGCUUAAAACAGAAAGAAUAGCGGAAACUAGAAUUCCUCGCGUGCUUGCAGGACCCGGACGCAUACGCGAUCACACGGGAUUUCUUCAAACAGCGCUGUACUCAUGGAAUUCCCAAAUGAUUCCACCGGCUUUGCUGACCCCAGACACUUUCGUCUGUACAACGAGUCCCUGUUCCAGAACAACUUCAGCACCUUCAACGGGACUGAGAGCUUCUUCCCAAAGGGUGUCAAGAUCACUAUAGCAAUGGUCUACAUGAUCGUCUGCGUGGUGGGGCUGGUGGGAAACUGCUUGGUCAUGUACGUCAUCAUCAGAUACACCAAGAUGAAGACGGCAACCAACAUUUAUAUCUUUAACCUGGCACUGGCCGAUGCACUGGUUCUGGCUACGCUUCCCUUCCAGGGCACGGAUGUGUUCCUUGGUUUCUGGCCCUUUGGCAAUGCCCUGUGCAAAGCGGUCGUCUCCAUCGAUUACUAUAACAUGUUCACCAGUGUGUUCACCUUGACCGUGAUGAGCAUGGAUCGAUACGUGGCCGUGUGCCACCCGGUGAAAGCCCUGGACAUGCGGACGCCCCACAAGGCCAAGGUGGUCAAUAUCUGCGUUUGGGUCUUGGCUUCAGCCAUAGGGGUCCCGGCUAUGGUACUUGGAGAUGUGGAAAAUGACAACGCAUGUGAGUGUGCGUAA
Molecule: messenger RNA, 852 nt
Organism: Sinocyclocheilus grahami
Lineage: Eukaryota; Metazoa; Chordata; Actinopteri; Cypriniformes; Cyprinidae
Product: mu-type opioid receptor-like
Exons: 4
Coding region: 274-852 (192 amino acids)
Biological process (GO): neuropeptide signaling pathway; sensory perception of pain
Cellular component (GO): neuron projection; plasma membrane
Molecular function (GO): neuropeptide binding; nociceptin receptor activity
Source: RefSeq, a predicted model, not a curated record